This is a messenger RNA of Hemicordylus capensis (graceful crag lizard), 4654 nucleotides long. RefSeq names its product Ras and Rab interactor 1 (gene RIN1). The transcript has 6 exons. NCBI's taxonomy places the organism in Eukaryota, Metazoa, Chordata, Lepidosauria, Squamata, Cordylidae. Bases 580 to 1713 code for a protein of 377 amino acids. The record is from RefSeq and is a predicted model, not a curated record.
ACCGGGCCAUGUCUGCCAAUGGCCCGACUCUGUCGUGGGGCAGCAGCUCCCUGGCAUUGCGCUCCUUUUCUGUGUUCCAGGGCUCAGCCCCAAGAAGCGCGUGGAGCCGUCCUAAAAAAUAAGUUUCGUAAAAUCUACUCCCCUAGUCUAAGCAAGGGCGUUUCUGUAGGGGUGAGAGAGGGAGAGAGCCCUCUGCACGUGCUCGAGGCGCCCUUUAGUUCGGCGAUCAUCCGGCCGCUGUUGGAAGCCGAGAGCGGCGGCAGGCAGGCAAGCAGGCAGCUCGGUGGUGGUGGUGUUUCUUCGGAGUCACGCAACAGUUUCUGUGGCGAAAGCCCGAUGAGCUCAUCCUCAGAUAGGAGCCCUGCGACGAGCGCCCGAAUCCCGCGCCACGAGGUGCCCACCCCUCUCGGCCUCCCUCCUUCCCGCUGCCUGCCUGGGCCUCGCCCUGCGGUCGGGUCGCGCCUCGACGUGUUCAGGCGGCAGCCUAGAGGGGCACCACAAGGCAAAAGGGAUCGCCGGGCAUGAGAGAGGAAGCAGCGGGCUCACCGCCGCCGCCGGGACGCUGGCGAGAGGAGGAGGAUGACUGGCAACCCCAUAUACGACUAUCCGGAGCCCUAUGCCAACCCCCGGCGUGGGGCAGUGGCAUCUCCCCAGAAGAUCAGCCUCGUGGGACGGUUACGGCUCACCCAGCCCGUCUGGCUUCAGCUCGGCAUCAACUCAGCCACUGCGCUCCACAUUUUGCAGCAAGAGCCUCCCGGGACAUUUCUGGUGCGGAGAUCAAACACGCGGCAGUGCCAGGUUCUCUGCUUACGUCUUCCUGACAACUCAUCUCCAGCAUUCGUCACCACUUAUGGCUUAUGCCAGGAGCCUACAGCCAUCUCGCUGGAGGGCUCGAACCUGACCUUCCCCAGCCUCCUGCAUCUCAUCGCCGCUUCCUGCUCAGCACCGGACAUCCUCCCUCUCUCUUUGCGCCUUCCUCAGCCCAUCUGGAAGGCCUCAUCCUGCCAGCAGCUGGAGGCCAUUGCACACCUGGGACUUGAAUUCUGGAGCUCCUCCCUUAAUGCCAAGGGACUCUCCAGGCCAUCGCCCCCAGUGCCCGUGUCUCAUGCAGACCCCGACCCUCGGCGGGAUGCCCGGGCCGACCCCCAGGGACCGAGCGGUGAGGAACUGGCCCGCGGAAAGCCCACCCGAGCCUGCGGCUUUGCAAACCCCUCGCCUGCUGGACUGUCGCCCCGGGAUGUGGGUGUCCGGCGGCAACACUUCAAGAACAGCGUCAAAGUGCGGGUGUCCACGGAGGCCGCCAGCCCCCUCUCCCCGCCGGCUGCCCCCCCGCCCCCCAUCCCCGUUGGGAAGAAGAAGCCCCUGUCCCGGGCACCCCAGUUUCCUGCCCUGGGUAGAGGAAGUCGUGCCGCAGACAGUAAGCCACCGCCUCAAGUUUCCACACAGGCCACAGCGCGGCUGGACACCUACUGCGUACCCUCCAGCAGCAACCAGGGGGCCAAGGAGAAAGAGGCCGUGGGUCAGCGUGGGGCCCCUUUCAUCCCCAUCUCCUGCUCUGCUCAGCUGCUACAAGUGACGGAGGAAGAACAGCCAGAAGGACGCGGCAAGGAAGGGGACCCCGACGAUCCUCCCUGGGGCACCCCAGCCCGAGAAUGGGGCGCACUGGGUAAUGGAGUAAGAGGCGGGAGGAUUUCACCCUCCGAGCCUUCUUGAGAACAGAUGCUUCUGUGGAACUUUGCUGAAGCGGCCGAGGGUCAGGAUUCCUGGGCGUUCCCCGAGGAAGAGGUCUGAUGGACAAACCAGGAGAUGGAUGCGUUUGAUCCAAGCUUUCCAGAGGGAGCAAAGUCUGGCCAGUCAGGACUUCUCAGUUAUCCUGAGACAAAUGGACAGAAUUUGGGGUGGGGGCCGCAGUGUCCCCUCUAGCAGGGAUUUCCAGAUGUUGUUGACUACCACUCCCAGAAUCCCCAGCUGCAACGGCUUUUGCUUGGGGAUUCUGGGAGUUGUAGUCAACCACAUCUGGGAAUCCCUGUGAGAGGGAGCGCCGGUGGGGAGGGGAAUCUUCAAAUGGCUGCAAAACUUUAAAAUGUUGUGUCCGCCUGCGUUUUGUUCUGUGUUCCCUAUUAUGGAUUCUGUUGGACGCGGGGUUUUCAGGAGCAAAAAUGUAAAAACGAAAAAAGCAUUGGGCAAGUUGGUGCCCUAACACAUUAAUUAUCCUUCCAGGCUGAAUUUCAGAAGCAAAAUGUGCAAACCUUCGAAAAUUCAAGAGGUCGCAUUGGACAAUGGUAUAAAAUGUUAAUGAUGCAAAAUGUAAUUUUAAAAAAAAAUUAGCCCACAACAGUAAUCUGAGAACCAUGGAACAAUUGCUCCAGGGUCCUUGUCAGGUGGAGGAACCCCUUCCACUCCCUGUCUAGCCUACUCUUUCAAUAGUCAGUGCAAGUGCAUUGCACCUGGAAACCUGUGCACCUGGAGGUUCCCUUUAGCUAUCAUGACUAUUCACUGUUGAGGGCUCUCUCCUCCUCUGUGAAUGUGUCUAAUCCCCUUUCAAAGCCAUCUAAGCUAGUGGCCAUCACACGUUGUGGCAGUGAGUUCCACAGGUUGAUUGCAUAUUGUGCUUGUUGUGCAUCCUGACUAGAGGUGGGACUCUCGUGCCAAGUGUGGCAGAGGAAUUUCCCAGGUAGGAAACUUCAGCAUGAGAUUCAGAGGGGAAUUAUUUGGGGAGCAGGGAGGGGAGGAGAGAGGUGACUCUCCCCUAGUGCUCUGGCACUUCGAGCUGCAUCCCUGAGACAGAUAUUGGAGUCAAACCAACGUCAGGGUGGCCAAUAACUGAUCUUGUAGCCUCACAGCCAGCCACAGCUCUGCAACCGAAGUUGCCCUUGCAGACCUGCGAGGAUUCUGUGGGAUGGUCAUUCACCGACAUCUUCUAGAGGUGGAAGCUGGAUUUUCUGAAGAUGGGUAGCUGUCUUGGUUGUUGCCAAGCAAGGGAAUGUCUGGGAUGGCAGGGCAAAGCAAACCUGAGGACUCCACGGGACUAGCUUUUAAAGCUCUCCUUCCAUUGGUUUUCCCUGGAGCCCAGCCUGCUGCGUUCACACAUGCCUUUACUCUCCCUGUGUUAACUUUAGGGGCUGCUAAUCCCCCCACACACACACUAUUUACACCAUGCCGCUUCCCCUCAAAAGGCAGACGGCCCUCAAAGAUCGCCUCCUGGGUUGAUUUCCACUGAAUUUAUUUAGUUUCCAGGCCCUAAAUGUGUGCAGCACAUGUGUGGGGAAAUUGGCCCUCCAGUUGAAGCUCACUUCAAAAGCUGCCCCCCAGAGUCCCCACAUGUUGCUUCCAUGAACCUUCCCUAAGCUUUUCUCCUUCCAUCUUCCUCUAGAUCCCAUGCAGAACAGGAUGAAAAGUUGGUUGCUCUUUUUUUUAACUCUUGAAUGCUCUUAAUGCUUUUGGGUCUGGAGCGGCCAGCUUAAGGGGUGGGGUGGGGUGGGGUGUUCAGACAAUCAAAACCCAGGAGUCCUGGCACAUAUUUCCUCAGCAGAGUGAGCCCAAUUUUUUUGCCACACCAGGAAAAUGUUUUCCUGCUGUGGCAAAGGUGUGCCCUCUAGUGGCUACCCUUUGCAUUGCAACAGUAUUUAUUUUUUAUUUUAUUUAUUUAUCAAAUUUGUACACCGCCCCAAACUUUCAUCUCUGGGUUGUUAACAAUAGCAUAAAACAAGUUAAAAACAUAUGCACAAAAAAACCCUCAAAACAAUUUAAAAAUUUAAAAAUAAACCAGAGAUAAAAAUAAACCUAAGAAAAUUUAGGCAGCUGAGAAAGCUUGGGCGAAGAGAUGGGUUUUCAGGUGUUUUUCUAAAAUUGCCAGAGAUGGGGAGGAUCCUAUCUCAGCAGGGAGCGCAUUCCACAGUCUCAGCAGGGAGCGCAUUCCACAUUGCUUUGCUGUAUUUUUAUUUUGGUGUUUUGCUUGUUUUUUAAUGCUGAAAAGCUCCUUUGGAGGAGGACGGGGAAGGUGGCCUCAUGAUGGCACAGGGAGCUAGCCAAUCAGCACUCUGCACAGCCAUCUUGGGCGGCAGACAAAGACAGCUGGUUUCCUUGAACUCAAUCUUCAAGGGAAGAAAGUAUGUCUGAGCAAAAUACAGUGAGUGCCUUUCCACAGCAGAGUCACUACUCAAACUAAGGAUUCAUCCAAAAUGAGCAGGGCUACCACAAAGGAUCCUGGGGAGACCCUGUUUGUCUGUGCUCCUCUCCUCUCUCAAGUUUUUCUUCUCAUGCAGCUAAGUGCCUUCUCUGUGUGAGAGGCUUUCAUUAUUAUUUGCUCCCUUUUCUCAAAGAUUACCGAAGGUGUCCAGAGACUUGUCAUGUAAAUUUUCUGUUUAAUUUAAAUGAUGUGAUAUCUUUAAAUGUUGCUAAGUUCUGUUCCAUGGUAAGUGGAGUGAGUAAGAAGAUGGUCGCCUCAUUAGAAUCGGAAACAGUAUGGGAGGGUUUUAUAUAUAUAUAUAUGUAGGUUAUGUUUAGAUCUAAUGCUCAUAGUUACAGGUUGAGUAGCUAUGCAUAAGUAUUAUGUAUUAGGUUUAAUUGGGGAGUAAUUAUAUGUUUGGAAAUUUGUGAGUUGUAUGUCUGUUCUGGUUGAUGUCCGAAAUAAAACUCCAUCCAUCCAUUCAUA